AUGAAUUUCACUUCCCCGUAUGGUGAUUUUUUUUGUACAAAUUGCAAAUUAUGUUUUCUUCUCAUUUUUUUGCUGGAACCUAUCUCAAAUCUUAGUUCUUCCACCCCAUGUAGGGCUGGCCCGUACUCUGGUGAUGCGGAAUCUGAGGCCAGACUCCUCCGGUGCAGCAACGUGCAUUUUUCAACUGUACGCGUUUACCUGCAAAUACUUUUAAUUGUAAAAGGAGAUAAUACAAGUGGACACUUUUUAAACCUUAUUUUAUUGUUGACUGCAACAUUAUGCAAAGAGUUUUACAAUCUACUUUAUUUGCUUUCAUUUGUUAGCUAA
This is a messenger RNA of Echinococcus granulosus, 327 nucleotides long. RefSeq lists its product as hypothetical. The record is from RefSeq and is a predicted model, not a curated record. Lineage: Eukaryota; Metazoa; Platyhelminthes; Cestoda; Cyclophyllidea; Taeniidae. The coding region runs from base 1 to 327 and encodes 108 amino acids. The transcript has 2 exons.